AUGAAGAAGCCGACCUUGUCCUUCACUUUUCUGGCCUUGCAUGCAUGGUUUGUGUCGAUAUUGGCUGUUGGAUGUGAUCCAGUGUCAGUUCAUUUUAUCGACCCCGUCCUCUCUCCCUUGAAUGCCACGAAGAAGUUCAGUAUCACAGCUGGGAUUGAGACAUGCAACCAAACCAUCAACUUCAUUCUAGAAAACAACGAUGAUCUCUUAUCACAAGACGUGCAGAUUCGGUAUCCUGGGCUCCAUGGCCAAGCUAACGAGACAGGUGCGCUUUCGGGGGCUCACGUUCGGUUUACAAAAGGAACAGUGUGGAUGCAGGACCCCUAUAGUCGAAGUCAGGAUAACGUCGGAUGGGCACGGCUUACCGUGAUCCAGGAAGGAGAUAGCCUGCUCUUCGAUGGAGCAUUCACAAUGAUGGGCUCGCAAUACGCCAUAGAGUUUGAGAUGCUCGAUGAUGGAUCUACUGCGAUCGUAGCCCGCGAACAGGAAUCGACACUCUCUCCGAUCUGCUCAACUUCACCCGAGACACACUUGUGUAAACGACAGAGCUGGGAUCCUUGGAGCAACGAGGAUCUCACAUCAACGAUCGGCAGUACUUACGGUUGUCCAAAUACGCGAAAGAUUGCCAACGUUGGCAUUAUGACGGAUUGCACUUACACUGCAGGCUUCAACUCCUCCGAUUCUGCCUAUCGCUAUAUCUUGAAUAUGGUCAACACUGCCUCUGUGGUGUUUGAGAACAGUUUCAAUAUCUCUCUUGCUAUACAAAAUUUGACAAUUAGUGACUCUGAAUGCCCGGACAAUACCUCUGGUACGACUGCAUGGAAUGUACCAUGCUCUCGGGGAGAUCUCAACACGCGCCUUCAAGACUUUUCAACAUGGAGAAGCUCCGUGGAUGAUGAAAAUGCAUACUGGACCUUGUUGACUGGGUGUUCGGGUUCUGCUGGAGAGGUUGGCGUGUCAUGGGUUGCAGCACUGUGCAACACGGGAUCUGGGUCUGGUGAUAGUGGAGCUACCAAUGUCGUUGCCCGAACGCAGAACGAGUGGCAGGUCUUUGCUCACGAGUCGGCGCAUACAUUCGGAGCAGUCCACGACUGCGAUUCGAGCACCUGUGGAAGUGACUCGACACAGUGCUGCCCCCUCUCGUCGAAUACCUGUGAUGCUGAUGGACAGUACCUCAUGAGCCCCGUAUCUGAAUCUGGCAUUACGCGCUUUUCGCCCUGCACAAUCGGAAACGUCUGUUCAAGGCUUGGCUCUGGGCAAGUUGAUGGACGCUGCUUGGUGGACUCUUAUACCGGCAAUACAACUGGUACUAACGAGCAAUGCGGCAACGGUAUCGUCGAAACCGGCGAGACAUGCGACUGUGGAAAUGGUGCCUGUAGCGAACAAGAGUCUCGCUGCUGCGACUCUGUGACAUGCCAGUUGCGAUCAGGAGAUGGAUGUGAUCAGACAAAUAAUGGCGGUUCUGGUAAUACUGCCAACACUGAUAACAAUGGCAACACUGGGGGCAGGAUCUCGGGAAAUGGCCAACCAAGUAACGAUGUAUCAUCCUGGGUUCAAAAUCAUCUUCCGUUGGUUAUUGGGCUUUCUGCUGGCGCAGCCGCAGGCGACCAGUGGUGA
Molecule: messenger RNA, 1617 nt
Organism: Penicillium roqueforti
Lineage: Eukaryota; Fungi; Ascomycota; Eurotiomycetes; Eurotiales; Aspergillaceae
Exons: 4
Coding region: 1-1617 (538 amino acids)
Biological process (GO): proteolysis
Molecular function (GO): metalloendopeptidase activity
Source: RefSeq, a predicted model, not a curated record